AUGGUUGGGGUGAAGGAAGAGGCGGAUGAAGCGCAGAAAGAGACCGAAGAGAGGAGAGCACGAAAAAAAAGCAGCAGCAGCAGCAGCAGCAGCGGCAGCAGCAGAAAUGCCUGUGAAGCAGAACUAGCAGCAACAGCAGCAGCAACAGCAGAGCUAGCAGCAGCAACAGCAGCAGCAGCAGCAGCAGCAGUGGCGGUGUUGUUUGUACUUCCGUUCAUUUCUCUGUCUCCUUCUGUCUCCUCUGCCGUCUCCUCUCAUCCCCAGCAGUCGCCGCGUCUUAUCCAACUCAUAGUUGUAAAAUUUUUCGCCGUAAGGCAGCCGCAGCUCUGCAGCAGCAGCAGCAGAAGCAGCAGCAGCAGCAGCAGCAGCAGCACACGCUCAGGCAUUGGCACACAGGUAGAAAGCUGCAGCUUACCGCUAACCGCAGCAGCUCACAAACUCACGCUCAAGCACCAGCUGCAGCAGCAGCAACUACAACAGCAACAGCAGCAACAGCAGCGGCAGCAACGGCAGCAACUGCAACAGCAGCAGCAGCAGACUGACCGUAAGGUCUAUCUGUCUCCGCGAGGAGGUGGCGGUCUUCAAAUGACCCGGGGAGAGGCCGCCCCAACUCCAGCAGACGCAUAA
Messenger RNA from Eimeria acervulina, 627 nucleotides. RefSeq lists its product as hypothetical. The record is from RefSeq and is a predicted model, not a curated record. Bases 1 to 627 code for a protein of 208 amino acids. NCBI's taxonomy places the organism in Eukaryota, Apicomplexa, Conoidasida, Eucoccidiorida, Eimeriidae. The transcript has a single exon.